Messenger RNA from Pristis pectinata (smalltooth sawfish), 4769 nucleotides. Its product is annotated as solute carrier family 66 member 2. The transcript is spliced from 6 exons. The record is from RefSeq and is a predicted model, not a curated record. Gene Ontology annotation, cellular component: trans-Golgi network; endosome. NCBI's taxonomy places the organism in Eukaryota, Metazoa, Chordata, Chondrichthyes, Rhinopristiformes, Pristidae. Gene Ontology annotation, biological process: retrograde transport, endosome to Golgi; phospholipid translocation. Bases 347 to 1159 code for a protein of 270 amino acids.
UUGAGACCCAGCGGCGGUGUCCGCUGUUGGGUCGCAUGCGCAGUAGGAGGAUCUGGCGGAUGAACGCUGGUGAGAGAGAAGAGGAGAUGGGCCCGGUUGUCGGCGUGGCAUUGAGGAAGUCCGGAUGUUUAAGUGACAUCGCGAGAGAUCUUAAGGUCGUGUUGGUCUCUCCGCGGCGCCCAUUUCAACACUGCAAUUACCCAACAAUUUCGAGGCGUCCCCGGGACCUUUUGCAAGGCGACGAACGCAAUGCACCAGCCGGUUGAAGACUGCAAAUUUAGUGACUGAAAAGGGCCCGAAUAUCUCUCUCGGCGGGUUGGUUUGGAAUUUGGGAGUGAAACGGAAAAUGGAAAAAAGCCUCGGCUCUCUUCAGCUGUUCGCCCUACCUGUCAGCAAGCUGGCUUCUUGGACAGCAGCUGUAGCAAUGGUGUUUGGUGGUGUCUUGCCUUAUAUUCCUCAAUAUAGGGACAUUAAACGUACCCAGAAUGCAGAGGGAUUCUCCAUCUACGUUUGUCUGGUGUUACUUGUGGCCAAUAUAUUAAGAAUAUUGUUUUGGUUUGGAAGGUACUUUGAGCCACCCCUCUUGUUACAAAGUAUUAUCAUGAUCAUUACCAUGUUAGUGAUGUUGAAGCUAUGUACAGCUGUCCGAAUGACCAAUGAACUCACGACACGACGCCGUGCCUUUUCAGACAGUAAAGAUGAAGAAAUCAAAACUCCUAGGAAGUUCUUUCUGGACUUUGAUCUACAAUACUUCUGGCUGUGGAGCAGAUUUAUUGAUUAUAUCCAGUGUGUAUUGGCUUUCACUGUUGUUGCUGCAUAUAUAACCUACCUCCUUAUUGACUCUUCACUCUUUGUGGAAAUGCUUGGUUUCUUCGCUGUCUUUACUGAAGCCAUGCUGGGCACACCACAGUUGUAUCGCAACUAUGAGAACAAAUCCACAGAAGGAAUGAGUAUCACAAUGGUGUUGAUGUGGGCGAGCGGCGACACUUUCAAGACUGCUUACUUCAUUCUGAACCAGGCACCUUUCCAGUUCUGGAUAUGUGGAUUGCUCCAAGUUUGUGUCGAUAUUACUAUUCUCUUUCAAGCUUACUACUACGACCGUUACCCUCAGAAACCAUCUUCUCACACUGUCCCUUCCACAAGCACCAAGGCACUUUAAUUGCAAUGCCAUUCAACAGGAGCACCAAAUGAUCAAAUCUUGGAAAGGGUGGCAAAUUGAACCAGUGUCAAUAACUUAAUAUUGGUUCUCAGGAUUCUGGAAGAAUAUCAAAGUUGCUUUCAAGUAAAGAGGUUUACAUGGUUAAACUAUUGUCGGAAUGUCUUUGAUUAUUUAUAUAUUCUAUUAUGCUUAAUUCAACCAUUGUCUUUAGAUCAGUUUACCUAAAUGCCUUACCAUAUGAACUGUUUCUGGAACAUUUUCAUUUUCUGGGGCUUUUUUCCAAUGGUGUUUUGUAUGUCUUACUUUGUGAUAGUAUUGUGAUCUUCUGAGAACCAGUUUUUGUUAAAUCUUUUGCAUACAUCCAAAGAGAGUCUUGCAUUAAGGACCCACUUUUAAAAAUAAAUCUUUUGAUUCAUUUUCACAUUUUCUUUUAAUGUGACCACCAUUUCCACUUUCUUCUUAAACAGCCAAAAGGAGACACACGUAAAAGAAAUCUCUGUGAUAGUGGGAAGGCACUGAAGUCACAUUCACACUUGUUAUGUCCAUGUGAUCUGAGUUAAUUUAUCAGUAACUAGUUAAAACUGGACCCACAAAAAUCAUAUGUACCCUCCAGAGGUAUUGUGGAGAACUGGGAGCCAAUUUCAUUUGAUUAUGAUUGGAUGCUACAGUGAUAUUGUCCAUUGGAACUGGGCACUCUGUGGAGUGAAAGAGAAAGGUUGCACAUUAAUUUUGUGCUUGGGAUCCCCCCCCCCCCCCACAACAGAUCACACCAGGUGCUUAUCCAGGGUGAAGUCUGAGGGCCUCUUAGAACAGCUUUGGAACAACAUUGGCUAAAGACUGGGGCAGCUAAGAUAUUUGCUCAGACAUGAAUGAUAGGAGAUCACAGGAGAAGAAGAAGAAAAAGCACAAAAAAUAUUGUACAGAUAUACUCAGCAAUGAAAUAAAGUUAAUUAUGAUCACUUUUCAUUUUGAUAAAAAUGGUAAUGGAAGUGAGAAUUGCUUUUAACAAAAUACAUUUACUCUUUCAAUGCACUCAAUAAUGCUGACUCUAUUUUCCCUUUUAGAUUUAUUGGCAUAUUAUGUUCACACAUUAAUUUUGUGUAGUAGUGUAGUGAUCAUUCUUAAACACAGAUGACCUAGUUUGCUUCUCAUCUGCCCCACCUCUUGGUGUUCGCAUCGGCACUUAAGUCUGCCUACAUUUUACAGAGGAUCUGUUUAAGUAAAUAACACUGUUUCAGGAAAGCAUUUAUAUAUAUGAAACUCAACUAUAAUCCAUUUUGGAUGCAUGUCCAGUUGGUGCUUCCUGUGCCGUUCUUCAUUCCAAAUGACUCAGUCCAUGUGUUACAUUAUUUUCUUUAUUUUCCCAUUUGGGGAACCUCCUGGUACCAUCAUUUGCUUUCCCCACCCCAUGGUAGUUCUUCAUCCCAAUUAGACUGUGUGGGAAUUACAAGGGUAGUCUUCUCACUCAGCACUCUGAAACAGCCAUCUGAGCCACAGGCAAGGUUUUACCAGUCUGAAUGUAGUUGAAUAAUCUAAUCCUUUUCCUACAAAGAAAGGUCAGUAUGAUCACACUGAUUGCUGAAUUAAAUCGAUCUUCUUUCCUGAAUACUUUGAAUGAGGACUUGGUACCAAUGAAUACCCACUCCUCAGCGUUUGAGUGGAAAUGUGAUAUUACAAUCCUGUGUUUUUAAUAAGCAUUUAACCAACCUCCUUUCAUUCACUUAAACUGUUGAAUGGGGUUCUGAUCAUUAUGUGUUAAUCUGAAUCAGUUUUUGUGUGAAUAAUUGUAUUACAGUUAAUUGUUCUGCAUUCACAGGAUUCCAGCAAUCUGUGAAAUUGUAUUUUUGCAGACUGAAUUUAAACUGUCACCAGCUAAUUUACAAUGGCUGGAAGAAAUUUCACCAAGAUGUGUAAAUAGGUUGAGUAAAGCUGUUACGGAACUACUCCAUUGGGUGACCUACCUUAGGCUAUGCACAGAACAAAUGAGAGUUGUACCUUGAAAGGUUCUUUAUAAUUUCAGAAUCAGAUUUAUUAUCACUAAGAUGAUGUGAAAUUUGUUGUUUCGCGAAGACAUAAAAUCACCAUAAAUUACAAAUAGUGCAAAAAAAGGAAUAACAAGGUAGUGUUCAUGGUUUUGUGGAUAGAGGAGGGGAAGAAGCUGUUUCUGAAUUGUUGAGUGGGGGGUCUUCAGGUUCCUGUACCUCCUCCCCGAUGGUCGUACCAAAAAGAUUGUCAGCCAUCACUCUCUCGAUUUUGCUCAGGAGCUAUUCACUAAAUUUCCACUAAAACUUUUGUCACUGGAUGACAUUUGUUCUACAACAGGUUUGGUCUUUCUGACCCAUAGCUGGUUGUCAUAGUUUGCUUUGGGCCUAAGUGACCUUACAAAUGAAAUGUAAAGAGGAACAUUUUAAGCCAAGCUGUCUGUGCUUCUGCGUUCAGACAGCCGCAUGUGUAUUCAAAAAUUAGGGGGCUGCUAAAUACUGGCCUUUCCACCUUAUCAUUUAAAUUUUCUAAAAUAUUUUCUUAAGAAAAUACUUUUCAAAAUCAAUAAUAAUUCUACAUUUGUGCAUGUAUUAGCUGCACUUGAGAUUUAGUAAGAGUGACGUCAUUUAUUCUGCUGAAGCCAGGUUGCGCAGUCUUUCACAGUGGUGUUCUGAGUAAACCUUGCAAACCUUUAUCACCCAAACUCUGCAGUCAAGAUUUGCUAAGCACACGGUCACCAUGUUAAGGCUUACACAGGCCUAUUCCAAUUGUUUACACAGUUUGUAGCCAUGAGGAGGCAGCAGUACAACACACAGCCUACUGCUCUCAAUGAGCAAGCCAAAAAUGAGGUUGAUCUUGUCUGACAUCAUCAAUUAUAAAUACUAGCUUUUAGACAAGUUAAAUUUCUAUAACUUUAGUGUCAAUUCCUGCAAACUGAAGGAAAGUCUCACCAUCCUAUCAUUAGCUUGCUUAGAACCUUUAUUUAUUAAUUAUGGACAGUGGGAUUCGUACCUUGAGUUUGGGAAUCCCAAGACCUCCAUCCCUGUUCCUAGAAUAUAAAAUACCAUUACUAAUGCACAUCAGGAGAUAGAGGUAUUCCUAAUCUUGAUUCCUAAUAUUGGGUGCAAUAAUCUUAAUUAUGUUUACAGAAUAUUGUCUUUCCUAUUUGGUGUUCUGCUUAAUGGUAUCAAAGUAUUUACUAUGGGACAUGCACUUCUUGACUGGCCAUGAAAUGUUUAAACUGUUUUACCAAUUUUUUAAUAUAAAUUACAUUGAGUAGGUUUACAUAAUUUUAUUUAGCUUUUAUGUUUUUAAGCAUUUGAAUAAUUAGCAUCUUUGUAUUGUGUCAAAUCUACCAAAAAAGUAAAAGACUUGUUCAUUGCCAAAAGAAAACAGGUGAAAGCACUAAACUGGCACAAGAAUUUUGCACAAUACAACCAGCCUUCACUCAGACUUAAGCCUGUGCAGCCACUCAACAUUAUACUUAGGUGUUUUACCGCUUAUGAAUAUGUUAUAAGGCUGCUAAAGGAAACAAGAAAAUGUGAUAAAAUUUGAAGUGCAUUCAUUAGCCUACUCUUUGUAAUCACGUAUUAAACUAAAACCUAAAUAAAAGUAUUUGGAACUGAGA